CGCCACGACCACCACAUGCUCAUAUUCUCCAAUGUUCGGUCCCUUUGAGAAAGAGUGAUUGUGAAGUAGUGGUAGCUAACACCACACUUUCGAUUUUGCUUUUGCUUCCUCUGCUCUCUCUCUCUCUCUCUCUCUCUCCACCCAAUCAUCAAACCACUCAUAGCCAUAGCCAUAGCCACACACACAACUAUGAGUUCCGCCACCACUAUCUUCUUCAACCAUUCAUGCAUCUUGUUACUGUGUCUGCUGUCAACACCUUCAUGGACUUCUUCGUUUUCUGGUAGUGAAACUGGAGAUUUAGAAAAAAGGGGUGAUUUGUUUCCGCAGAUUCUAAGAGAUGAGGCAGUGGCAAGACUUCAUGAGCUUGGGAAGGUGAGCGAUGCUAGUGGCUAUCUGGAGAGGACAUUUUUGAGUCCUGCAUCCUUGAGGGCGAUUCAUCUUAUUCAAAAAUGGAUGGAGGAUGCUGGUUUGAGAACUUGGGUGGACCAAAUGGGAAACGUACAUGGCCGAGUCGAGGGUCCGAAUGCAAAUGCUGAAGCUUUAUUGCUUGGAUCUCACAUGGACACUGUUGUUGAUGCUGGGAAGUUUGAUGGAUCACUGGGAAUAAUCUCUGCCAUUUCUGCGUUGAAGGUUAUGCAUGAUAAUGGAAAGCUGCAAAAGUUAAGGCGCCCUGUUGAGGUGAUUGCAUUUUGCGAUGAAGAGGGCGUCAGAUUUCAAUCUACUUUCUUGGGCAGCGGUGCCAUAGCUGGUAUUUUGCCUGCCACAACAUUGGAGAUACCGGAUAAAAGGAAUGCAACAGUAAGAGAAAUUCUUAAGGAGAGCUCAAUAGAAACCACAGAGGAAAGUUUUUUACAGCUCAAAUAUGACCCAAAAUCUGUUUGGGGUUAUGUUGAGGUCCACAUUGAACAGGGUCCUGUGCUAGAACAAGUUGGUUUUCCACUUGGUGUGGUUAAAGGCAUAGCUGGACAGACACGAUUGAAGGUCACAGUCAGAGGCUCCCAAGGUCAUGCUGGAACUGUUCCAAUGUCCAUGCGUCAGGAUCCUAUGGUGGCCGCUGCUGAACAAAUUGUACUUAUGGAAAGCCUCUGUAAACAUCCUGAAGAAUACCUUUCUUAUGAUGGUCGUUGCAGUGAUUCAUCGGUGAAAUCACUUUCGAGUUCGCUUGUUUGUACCGUUGGAGAGAUAUCAACAUGGCCAAGUGCCAGCAAUGUCAUUCCAGGCCAGGUUACAUAUACCAUGGAUAUUCGAGCAAUUGAUGACCUCGGGCGUGAGGCUGUUAUCUAUGAUUUAUCCAACCGAAUCUAUCAAAUAUGUGAUAGGCGUUCAGUUUCCUGCAUAAUUGAACACAAGCAUAAUGCAGGUGCUGUGAUUUGUGAUUCCGGACUGAGUUCACAGCUCAAGUCUGCAGCUUAUUCUGCACUCAAGAGGAUGGAGGGUGACAUUCAAGAAGAAGUACCAACAUUAAUGAGUGGUGCAGGGCAUGAUGCAAUGGCAAUGUCUCACCUAACAAAGGUGGGAAUGCUGUUUGUGCGGUGUCGCGGAGGCAUAAGUCACUCUCCAGAAGAGCAUGUGCUGGACAAUGAUGUUUGGGCGGCUGGUCUAGCAACCUUAUCAUUUCUGGAAAACCUGCAAUAACUAUGUAAAGUAAUUGUGUAUAUGUUAGAGCAUGUAAUUAUAGGUUAAUUUUUUUAGUUUAUUCAUAAUUCAACUGUUUCUUUAGCUUCUUGUCUCUCCUUACAGUUGUGCUUCAUGUAUUAUCGUGCAUGUCAUUGAAAUUCAAUAAGGUUUUAUGUUAGCUGUGUCAACAGCCAAAUGCAAUUCUUCUUUUUUCCGAACUUGAGAACUAGUUAUGUAAUGCAUGUGGAGCACGAAUUCUUAUA
This is a messenger RNA of Lotus japonicus, 1880 nucleotides long. RefSeq names its product allantoate deiminase 2. NCBI's taxonomy places the organism in Eukaryota, Viridiplantae, Streptophyta, Magnoliopsida, Fabales, Fabaceae. The record is from RefSeq and is a predicted model, not a curated record. Gene Ontology annotation, molecular function: hydrolase activity, acting on carbon-nitrogen (but not peptide) bonds, in linear amidines. The transcript has 12 exons. Bases 190 to 1635 code for a protein of 481 amino acids.